Messenger RNA from Phytophthora nicotianae INRA-310, 117 nucleotides. RefSeq lists its product as hypothetical. The transcript has 2 exons. The record is from RefSeq and is a predicted model, not a curated record. Bases 1 to 117 code for a protein of 38 amino acids. NCBI's taxonomy places the organism in Eukaryota, Oomycota, Peronosporomycetes, Peronosporales, Peronosporaceae.
AUGGUGAAUUUGCAACAGGUCAAGCAGAAGAUGACGAAGGAAGUGACGCUCAUAGGUGAGGUGGCUGAGACGACUGAGAUCGCUGAUGGUAUUGAGAUGACGGAGGAUGGAAAAUGA